UCGCACAAACAUUUGAAGUAGCCGACGCGGUGGAAGCGAUUCGACACGGUCCCGGCCGACCCGAUCUCGCCGUCCCGGAAAGAUGAGAACCGCGAAGACCUCCGUUCCGAUCCGGCGACCUGCCGCCGUCUUCGUCCUCCUCCUCGCCGCCCUAGUCUUCGCCGCUAUCGUCGUCGCCAUUCAGUCCUCCUCUUUCUUUAUCGGAAGCCGUAAAUCGCUUAUUGACAGCGAGGAGAUUCGGAUCCUGUCAGAUUUCCAGUCCCGCGUUCAGCAAUGCGUGGCAAGCAGAGGACUCGGCCUUACCGCAGACAUCAUUGACCACUGUAAAUUGGUCCUUAAAUUUCCUGAAGGCACAAAUAGUACAUGGUAUAAUGCACAGUUUAAAAUUUUUGAGCCACUGGAGUAUAAAUAUGAUGUCUGUGAAGCCAUUCUUCUAUGGGAACAGUAUCGUAACAUGACUACGGUCUUGACAAGGGAAUACCUAGAUGUACGACCAGAUGGAUGGUUAGAUUAUGCUGCAAAAAGAAUUGCACAGUUGGGUGCAGAUAAAUGUUAUAAUCGCUCUAUUUGUGAGGAGCAUCUAAACUUAAUAUUACCUGCAAAGCCUCCCUUCCAUCCCCAGCAGUUUCGGACAUGUGCAGUGGUUGGGAAUUCUGGGGAUCUCUUAAAAACAGAAUUUGGACUGGAGAUUGAUGGGCAUGAUGCAGUCUUUCGAGAUAAUGAGGCUCCUGUUAAUGAGAAAUAUGCCAAACAUGUUGGACUGAAAAGGGACUUUCGCCUAGUUGUAAGAGGCGCUGCUCGUAACAUGGUUGCUAUUCUCGAUGGAUCUUCUGAUGAGGUGCUUAUAAUCAAGAGCGUAACACACAGAGAUUUCAAUGCAAAGAUAAAGGAACUUCCAAAUCCUGUUUAUCUUUUCCAAGGUAUCGUCUUAAGAAGGGGUGCUAAGGGAACCGGAAUGAAGUCCAUAGAAUUGGCUCUCUCCAUGUGUGACAUUGUUGAUAUAUAUGGUUUUACGGUGGAUCCCGGCUAUACAGAAUGGACACGGUACUUCUCGACUCCCAGGAAGGGGCACAAUCCAUUGCAAGGAAGGGCUUAUUAUCAACUGCUGGAGUGCCUCGGUGUCAUCAGGAUCCAUUCUCCUAUGAGAGCUCGGAGGAAGCAGGAUUGGUCAGAUGUGCCAGGCAAAGAAAUCAUAACAAGUGCUCACAUGGCUGCGUUGCGUUUGAAAAGAGAAAAAACUGGCCAAGAAGGUGAUUUGGGACCCUUUGGUAAUUGCAAGGUAUGGGGUACGGUAGACCGAGAUGGACCAGUGUCAGGAUCUCCCGACAUGGCCGACGCUCGCAGCAAGUCAAAUUACAGUAAGUGGGAGCUCCUGCCACAUGAGAGCUUAAGAAAGGAAGCACAAAAACAUUAUGCCCAGAUGGGUCGCGUUUCUCUUUACAAAAUGGACGGGAACAAACUGGAUGAUCUCGUCUGUGUGAGGCACAGCUUUUAAUCUGAAGUUUAGAGAUAAAUAGGGGUUCUGGUUCAACUAUCGGUCCCAUGAAGAGAUAGACAGGGGAGCAAGUGGAAUGAAGCUGCAUUAGUGCUCGAGGAGGUUAGGUUAGAGAGCAGGCCUUGGUGCUCCGCAGGACGAAACUAUUAUUACAAAGCAAGAGUGGCUUCUGCUUUAUUGGAUGGAUUGAAUUGGGAGACUGCAGAACUUCUCCCUCGAGAAUAUUUACUCAAAGACAUUUCCAGGCAAUAUCGAUGCUUUCAUUCAUUUGUACCUGUCGUUUCAACUUUUCACUGGACCAUCACCUUGUUUUUCCUAUAGCAUCUUCUGGUGGUACCAAUCAUACAACGUUUGCUACAAAAGCAUUAAAUAGUAUAGCAAUUGUUUCUGUCA
This is a messenger RNA of Musa acuminata subsp. malaccensis (wild Malaysian banana), 1888 nucleotides long. RefSeq names its product sialyltransferase-like protein 5. Gene Ontology annotation, molecular function: sialyltransferase activity. The record is from RefSeq and is a predicted model, not a curated record. Gene Ontology annotation, biological process: pollen germination; pollen tube growth. NCBI's taxonomy places the organism in Eukaryota, Viridiplantae, Streptophyta, Magnoliopsida, Zingiberales, Musaceae.